This is a messenger RNA of Acanthosepion pharaonis, 1128 nucleotides long. The record is from the annotation of a GenBank genome assembly. NCBI's taxonomy places the organism in Eukaryota, Metazoa, Mollusca, Cephalopoda, Sepiida, Sepiidae.
AUGAACUGGACACUAGAAUAUUUGGUUGAAGAGACUGAAGUGACUGUCGAUAUUGGCGUUGCUGUUGGCUCCUUCAUCUUGUCCGCUUGUGUGGUCUUAUUUAAUGGACUUCUUUUGUUGAGCGUCUUACUUCACUGCACAAAGACCAAAGUGACCACAAUCAAGCUUCUGAUCAUCAAUAGUGCGGCCGCUGAUCUUCUUCAAGGAGCCCUCAUCAAUCCUUUUCAUGGUUACCAAGCAUUUUCCGAGUGGAAACUUUCUAGAAUGUGGUGCGAAGCUUGGUCAACACUUGAACCAACUAUCUUUGUGAUUUCUACCUUGAGUCUUUUCUCUAUUAACAUUGAUCGCCUCAUCUAUGUCACGAAUCCAGAGAAGUAUUCCAAAUGCUUGCAGAUCAAAUUGACUGCUCUCUUGAUUGCCAUACCGUGGAUCAUGGGCAGUUUGAUCAUUCCACCGUUGUAUGUACUUGGUGAAGAUACGAGCUUUUUAAAACCACCCAAGGCGCCGCUCUGUGUACUUAUUCCCAAACAACCAGUGAUUAGAACAAUUUUUACUCUCUGUUCGAUAAUCGGUACAGCCAUUUUGAUAAUAUUCCUCGUUAUUUUUUGUAUGGUAUUUCGUUCGCCAGGCAUUCGAUCCUAUGGUCUGGUGAAAGAUACCGACAGUACAUCUAUCCGUAACAAAAUCCUGGCUCUUUGCACUGUAAAUUCUUUCUUCUUCUUGCUUCGAUUCCCUUGGAUCUACAGUCCGCAUUCAAUCCGUUUGCAUGGAUGGUGGAUAGAGACAUACGAGCCGCUUAUUCCGAUCUAUUUCUCUGCAAAGCGUGCCUUCCACGGAAUACGACUAGCCGAUGCGAUCAGCUACACCCAACAAGAAGCUGUAAGAACGACUCAAUGGCGAUUUCCACUUGUCGUUAUACUCAAUCUUCUCUUGCACAUCCGCCACGCGGUCCUGCCGGUGAAGUUACCCGGGGAAGUGGUAGGUGCCUGCCGGUUCGCCGUCUGUGGGGUCGUUCUUUCUAAAGGUGGUGCGGUUAAUGCGAUUAAUGCGGUGUCGCGGCGUUCCUGUCGGCGGCGGCCAGCGGCGUUCAAUUGUAAAAUACUUGGAAACUGCCAUCAGACAAAAUAA